CAGGAGAUCAGUUCGCCAAAUAUCAGCGAUACAAACAGAAUGAAGUUGCUAGGAGUUUUGCUGCUGUGUGCGGUCGUGGUAGCGGUGCCGACUGCCGUAGAAAAGAUCGACCUCGGCUUCGAUAUUUCCGAUAAUGGACUUACGGGCUCCGAGAGGAACGCAGCCAUUGAAUUCCUUAUCAACCAGUUGAUCCGUCAGCUAUUCAACUAUAUCCGUGUCGUCAUUAACAGUGGAUCUUCACUCUUUGGCAUUCCACCUCUAGACCCCUUGUUCUUGGAGGAAUUCCACCUAUACCUUCCAUUGGGACUCGUCAACCUUGACCUGGACUUGAAGAAUGCCUUAAUGACUGGUAUCGGCGGAUUCGAGGUGCAUACCAGCAGGUUCACGCCGUCCGACUUGUCCUUCGAAGUGGACAUCUCUGUGCCCAGCAUUGUGAUCGAAGCCGAGAGCUACGAUUUGGUUGGAGAUCUGCUAACUGCUAUUCCUCUGUACGGAAAAGGCAAAGCAAGAUUCCAAAUUGAUGGUUUCCGCUUCAGUGGAACGUUGAUCCUGAAGCAGUCGGAAGAUGGCCAGUCGGUGCUAGUCGACAGAGUCAUCAACUCCUCUUACCAGAUUCCUCAUUUCAAGUCCGAGCUGACCGGCGUGAUCGGGGGCGGUAACAUCGACCAGGUGGUGAACGCCAUGCUCGAGGAUGUGAUCAUCGACUACGCCAACCGCUUCCAGGGCGCCAUCGCCGCUGGCGUGUCGUUCGCGCUCCCGACGGCCGUCAACCCCGUGCUCGCAACGCUCGACACCUGGAAAUACAUCGAUAGAUUCGUCUAACCUCUCAGCUGCUUUACAAUAACCUCCUAAGGCCCAAG
Molecule: messenger RNA, 860 nt
Organism: Cydia fagiglandana
Lineage: Eukaryota; Metazoa; Arthropoda; Insecta; Lepidoptera; Tortricidae
Exons: 7
Coding region: 40-822 (260 amino acids)
Source: RefSeq, a predicted model, not a curated record